Messenger RNA from Fusarium graminearum PH-1, 405 nucleotides. RefSeq lists its product as uncharacterized. The coding region runs from base 1 to 405 and encodes 134 amino acids. NCBI's taxonomy places the organism in Eukaryota, Fungi, Ascomycota, Sordariomycetes, Hypocreales, Nectriaceae. The record is from RefSeq and is a predicted model, not a curated record. The transcript is spliced from 3 exons.
AUGAAGCCCAACAAGGCCAUCCUUACCAGUGUGGCUGACAAGAUGCGCACCAAGGGCUACACUUACUCCUUUGACGCGAUCAACCAGCAUGUUCAGAAGCUUCGAAAGAACCGCGACACCGCUGCUAUCCAGAACGCUGGUUCUGACACCGCCACUCCUCGCAAGGCUCGAGCUACAGCUCCCAAGACUCCCAAGCGAGCCCCCAAGCGAAAGGCUCCCGCCAAGUCUGCUUCCAUCGCCGAUGACGAUGAAGACCUUGAGGACAUGAAGAUGCAGCUCAAGAUGGAGGAUGCCGACGCCGACGAUGGUGACCUCCUGUCUCCCAAGGGCGCCAAGCGAGCCCGAAAUGUCACUCCCAAGGCUGAGCCUGAUGCCGACGAUGAGGGCGACAGCGGCGAGGCCUAA